UUCCGAGAGACAGAGACCGAGAGAGAGAGAGAGAGAGUGAAUCCGCUUUUUCCGGCGACAAUUUCCAGCAGAAGCUUCACCGUUCCCUACAGAAACCACUUUUCCCGGUGGCUUUCUUUUCUGUAACUCGGCUUCCAGAACCCUUGCCGGCGCCGGAGAUUCGUUCUCGUCUUGCUUUCCGGAGACAUUUCCGGUGUACGCCCAGUCCUGACCUCCGCAUUCUAGUGGUGUUUAGAUCGAACUGCUUUGCUGUUACUUGGCCGCUUUUCCUUCAGCCUUCAGAGCUCUAAGCGAAUCGACGGUUUUAAGUGAGAUUUCUAGGGUUUUUCAACCUCUCACCUUCUAAAAAUCCGCUUCUGUUUCUGCUGUGCUUUUCGAUUUACCGGCCUUUUCACAGGGCGGCUUGAGUUUGAAGGAUCCCAAAUCUUUGAUGGAAGCCUAAGAACUAAAUGAGGUUUUGUUUGCAGCUGGUGAUUAGAAAUGAAGAACUUCUUUUGUCUGUUUGUUUUGCUUCUUCUAGUUCCCAUUUCGGCGAGAUCUUUGAAUCCAUCUCUGAAUGAUGAUGUUCUGGGAUUGAUAGUCUUCAAGGCUGACAUUCAAGAUCCGAGUGGAAAAUUAGUUUCUUGGAAUGAAGAUGAUGACAGUCCCUGUAACUGGGUUGGUGUAAAAUGCAACCCAAGAUUCAACAGGGUAUCAGAGCUUGUCCUUGAUGGGUUUGCUCUCUCAGGACGGUUAGGCAAGGGCCUACUCCAAUUGCAGUUUCUUCGGAAGUUGUCACUGGCAAAUAACAAUCUUACAGGGAAUAUAGGACCCAGUCUUACCAGACUGGAGAACUUACGAAUCCUGGACUUGAGCCAGAACAGUCUUUCUGGAUCAAUCCCUGAUGAUUUCUUCCAACGAUGUGGCUCUCUAAGGUCAAUUUCCUUGGCCAAGAACAAGUUUUCAGGCCAAAUUCCAGACGACUUGAGCUCCUGCUCCACACUUGCUGCAAUCAACUUCUCUUCCAAUCAGUUUUCUGGUUCAUUACCUACUGGGAUCUGGUCUUUGACUGGGCUUAGAUCAAUUGAUCUCUCAGAUAAUCUUUUGGAGGGUGAGAUUCCAGAGGGCGUUGAAGGAUUGAAUAAUUUGAGAGCAAUUAACUUGAGGAAGAAUAAAUUUAAAGGCAAGAUUUCUGAUGGAAUUGGUAGUUGCUUACUUUUGAGGUCAAUUGAUUUUAGUGAAAACUCCCUAUCAGGGAAUCUUCCAGACACGAUGCAGAAGCUUACCUUGUGCAAUGAUCUAAAUUUACAUGAAAACUUGUUUGCAGGUGAGCUUCCUGAGUGGCUCGGAGAAAUGAGAAGACUUGAGAUGUUGGAUCUUUCUGAUAACAGCUUCUCUGGUCAGGUUCCUACAUCAAUUGGGAACCUCCAGUCCUUGAAGGUGCUGAAUAUUUCUACAAAUGCUUUUACUGGGAAUUUGCCAGAGUCCAUGAUCAACUGUGAGAACCUUGUGGUUGCAGAUUUCAGCCACAAUUUAUUGAUGGGUAGUCUUCCUGUUUGGAUAUUUAAAUUGAGUGUACAGGAAGUUGUAUUUUCAGGAAAUAGAUUAAGUGGGAGCAUGGAUAGUGCUUUUGCUUCCUCUGCAGAAACGUCACACCAAAAGCUUCUUGUAUUGGAUUUAUCCAGCAAUGCAUUGUCUGGUAACAUUCCUUUUGCUGUUGGGGAUUUUAGCAGCUUGCAGGUCCUGAAUUUGUCUAGGAACUCACUUGAUGGUGGUAUUCCAGCAAGUGUUGGAGAACUAAAGGCUUUGGAUAUUCUGGACUUGAGUGAAAAUAGGUUAAAUGGAAGCAUUCCUUUGGAAAUUGGGGGAGCGUUAUCUCUUAAAGAAUUGAAACUGGAGAAGAACUUAUUGUCUGGAACGAUUCCUAUGUCUAUUGAAAAUUGCUCUUCACUAACAUCAUUGAUUCUUUCAAGGAACAACCUUACUGGCUCAAUACCUGCAGCUGUUGCAAAACUUGUUAACCUUCAGGUUGUAGACUUGUCUUUUAAUAAAUUCGUUGGAACCCUACCAAAGCAACUGGCAAAUCUUGCCCGGCUUGUCUCCUUCAACAUAUCACACAACCAGCUCCAAGGUGAACUGCCUGCUGGUAGUUUUUUCAACAGAAUUGCCCCGUCUUCUGUCUCAGGCAAUCCGUCACUUUGUGGGGCUGCGGUCAACAGGACUUGUCCAACUGUCCUUCCCAAACCUAUUGUCCUGAAUCCCAAUUCUUCUGAUUCCACUCCUGGUCCUGUCCCCCAAAUUCUUGGCCACAAGAAAAUCAUCCUGAGCAUUUCUGCCCUCAUUGCAAUUGGUGCAGCUGCUGUGAUUGUUAUUGGAGUAAUUGCUGUAACUGUCCUCAACCUCCGUGUCCGGUCUACCACAUCCCGCUCAGCAGCAGCUCUGACAUUAUCCGGUGGUGAUGACUUCAGCAAUUCCCCCACUACAGAUGCCAACUCUGGUAAGCUUGUCAUGUUUUCAGGGGAGCCUGACUUCAGCAUGGGAGCACAUGCUUUGCUCAGCAAGGAUUGCGAACUUGGACGUGGUGGAUUUGGAGCAGUCUACCGGACAAUGCUUCGAGAUGGCCGGCCAGUUGCCAUCAAGAAGCUUACUGUCUCCAGUCUGGUGAAAUCCCAAGAAGACUUUGAGAGGGAAGUUAAGAAAUUGGGAAAAAUCCGACACCAUAACCUUGUUGCGCUUGAAGGCUAUUACUGGACUCCGUCCCUGCAGCUCCUCAUAUAUGAAUUUGUGUCUGGUGGAAGUUUGUAUAAGCACCUCCAUGAGGGUUCAGGUGGAAACUUCCUGUCAUGGAAUGAUAGAUUCAAUAUAAUUCUUGGGACAGCUAAAAGUUUGGCUCACCUCCACCAGAUGAACAUAAUCCAUUACAAUCUAAAAUCAAGCAACAUCCUCAUUGAUGGCGCCGGCAGUGCUAAAGUGGCAGAUUUUGGCCUGGCAAGGCUGUUGCCAAUGCUAGACCGUUAUGUUCUGAGCAGCAAGAUUCAGAGCGCCCUAGGCUACAUGGCACCUGAAUUUGCAUGCCGGACUGUAAAAAUCACCGAGAAAUGCGAUGUCUACGGGUUUGGGGUUCUGGUUUUGGAGGUGGUAACCGGAAAGCGGCCUGUUGAAUACAUGGAAGAUGAUGUGGUAGUACUUUGUGACAUGGUCAGAGGAGCCCUGGAAGAAGGGAAGGUGGAGGAAUGUGUUGAUGGGAGGUUGCAGGGGAAUUUCCCUGCGGAUGAGGCAAUUCCAGUAAUGAAAUUAGGCUUAAUCUGCACAUCUCAAGUGCCAUCAAACCGGCCCGACAUGAGCGAGGUGGUUAACAUUCUGGAGCUGAUCAGAUGCCCUUCUGAUAGCCAGGAGGAAUUGGUAUGAACUAAGAACUUAACUUUAUUUUCCAGAAGUUGAUUCAACGAGAAAAAGGAUGUACAAUGGCGAAGAAGAAUCCGGUUGGUUUUAGUUAGAGAAAGAAGAAGACAGGAUUGGUUGCUGGAGGUUUUUGCUUUUGCUUUUGCUUUGCUUUUGUUUCUUGUCCCGAAGAUUUUUAGUUUAUGUUGCAGCUUCUUCUUGGUGGGUUGCCGGAUUCUUUUUCACCGGGUUCCAGUUUUGGGGCCCUUUUGGACAUCAUACCAAUUAGUGAAGAACCUUUCAUUUCCUGCUGUAAUUGUCAUCAUCUUUGUUUAAUUGAUACUUUGUGCUGGUGUUAACUUCUUCUGACUAUGUAUGUUCUAACUGCGGUAGCCAGCCUUUCAAUCUGGUUGAUCUCUCAAACUAAUCAAAGGAUCCUUGUCUAUUUCAUGCUUCUAGUUUGU
Molecule: messenger RNA, 3824 nt
Organism: Diospyros lotus (date-plum)
Lineage: Eukaryota; Viridiplantae; Streptophyta; Magnoliopsida; Ericales; Ebenaceae
Product: probable LRR receptor-like serine/threonine-protein kinase IRK
Exons: 3
Coding region: 481-3387 (968 amino acids)
Biological process (GO): protein phosphorylation; hormone-mediated signaling pathway
Cellular component (GO): plasma membrane
Molecular function (GO): protein kinase activity; protein binding; ATP binding
Source: RefSeq, a predicted model, not a curated record